Danio rerio (zebrafish) is the source of this 3358-nucleotide messenger RNA. Lineage: Eukaryota; Metazoa; Chordata; Actinopteri; Cypriniformes; Danionidae. The record is from RefSeq and is a predicted model, not a curated record.
UAAAGCAUUCUGGUUCUGGUAAGGGAGGUAGUUUUGCGCGUGUGUUCCGGUCAGUCCAGCUCAUUUUGUACCUGACAUUAGCGCUGGACCUGCUGCACGGGAGUGGGUGGAAUUGGAGGAGUGGUCGCUCCAUAUAUGGUUCCCACAGGGCUUCCUGUCUGGACCCUCACACACUCCCACUACCAUAAACACUCUUCAAACCAUCGUGCCUUUCUCAUCUCAAUGAACAGACACAUACAGAGAGAGAGAGGGAGAGAGACGGAGGAGGGGAGGGACCUGCUUGAGCGUGUGUUUUUUCUUUAACUAGUUGACACUGGCAGGAGGAGACGGCAGCAUCCUCUGUCCCGCAUCACCUCCUGAAUUUUGCGUUAUGACACAAAGAGACCUUAACGUAAACGCAAAAGGAUCCGCAGUCUAAAAGCCAUCUGUUUCAUCGUAUUUUUCCACGCGUUUUCAUCCCAUGCUUUGACAUCUGGAAUGUGUGGUUUUCCUGCAAGCGUUGUUUCCAUGCCAGCAUGGGAACUGCAGUGUCCAAAAGGAAGAAUCUGAGAAAUGAUGCGAUUUCUUCGGUGGCAGCCAAAGUUAGAGCAGCUCGUGCAUUUGGAGAGUACCUUCACACCCAUCCUGAGAACUGCAACGGAUCAGAUCACUUACUGUCUGACACCCUCGUUGGCCACGACUCUGACUCCCCAGACAGCCUGUGUGCUCAGAACAACAACCACAGCUGUACCCUCCAGGGCUCCCCCAUCAGCACCGACGCCAGCCUGAUCAACCCUGCCCUGGGUCUUCUGGAACCACCACCCCCUACAACAUCCUCCAAGAGCCGGUUAUCCCUAGAGCGCAGCUUUUCAGCAGAGGAGGACCAGCAGAAGUGUGUGGAGUGUGCCCUGCAGCCUGCUCGAGUCUACACCAUCACCGGAGAGAGCGGAAUGCUGGGAACCAGUCGGGGAAGCAAAGAGAAUCUGGAGCUUGAGGUCUUGAAAGAGGCUCUCUCCCAGCCCUCGACAUCAUCCAACACGUCAUCUCCAACCCAGCGACACCACCACCAUGGAGGCGGAGGUGGAGGCGGAAACCAUCAUCACAGCAAUCACCAUCAUUCCAACCACCAUCAUGCCAACACCAGCGGUAGCAGUGGAAAUAGCGGAUCAACCCCCCAGAAUAUCUCUGGAGCAGGAACGUCACACCAUCACCACGUGGUGUCCCAUCACCAUCACCACCUUUCCCAGCCACUCCAGAGUUCAGUCAGCGCACACAAUCUUCGUGGCUGGGGAGAGGGAAAGGAAUGCGGCCUGGCAUGUGAGAGUUGUCCUGGGGCUCCAUCACGCAGCCAGGGCUCCCUGGACCUGGAAAGCAGCACCCGAGAGGCAGGCAAGCAGCGCCGGCCCCCUCUAGAGCGGAUGUGCAGUGUGGACCGCGUGACUGGGCUGGAGCGAGACGAUAACAGUUGGUUCCCUAAAGAGAACAUGUUCAGCUUUCAGACUGCUACCACAACUAUGCAGGCGAUUUCAAACUUCCGGAAGCAUUUACGAAUGGUGGGCAGCAGACGAAUGAAAGCACAAACAUUUGCAGAGCGCAGGGCGAAGAGUUUCAACCGAUCCUGGAGCGAUCCAACCCCUGUCAAACAAGACUCUCUAACCGACUCAAAAGACAGUGGAGAGCUGCAGGGCACCUGCUGCACCCCAGAUGAGGCCAGAUGUGAAGACAUGGACUGGGAGGAGGAGAGAGAGAUGGAGAGACUGGCCUGUGAGGGAGACGACUUUAUCCCUCCCAAAAUUAUGCUGAUCUCAUCUAAAGUUCCCAAAGCCGAAUAUCUUCCCAACAUCAUCAAAAGAGACGAUCCUUCUAUUAUCCCCAUUCUCUACGAUCAUGAGCAUGCCACGUUUGAUGAUAUUUUGGAGGAGAUUGAGAAGAGAUUGACAGCCUACAGAAGGGGCUCUAAAAUCUGGCGAAUGCUGAUCUUCUGUCAGGGAGGCCCAGGGCACCUCUAUCUGCUGAAGAAUAAAGUGGCCACGUUUGCCAAGGUGGAGAAAGAGGAAGACAUGAGCCAAUUUUGGAAACGCCUGAGCCGGUUUAUGAGUAAAUUAAAUCCAGAGCCGAACCUGAUCCACAUCAUGGGCUGCUACGUGCUGGGCAAUCCGAAUGGAGAAAAGCUGUUCCAGAAACUGAAGAACCUGAUGAGGCCUUAUUCUGUCACGUUUGAGUCACCGCUGGAGCUCUCCGCUCAGGGCAAAGAAAUGAUUGAGAUGUACUUCGACUUCCGCCUGUUUCGACUUUGGAAAACCCGACAGCACUCAAAACUCCUCGACUACGAAGAUCUCUUGUGACCCCGCGCAGGUCUGCGUGUAGCAUUCCGGGCAGGACGUCCCACUAUAAAACUCCAUUCCACCAGCUUUCAUUUCAGAAAACGGGAGGAAGAGGAAAACAAGUGGAAACGGACGCAGCCACUUUGCGUCUCAAGUCUUAUUUCAGCUCGCCGUUGUGGAUUUCAGCCACCUCUGGACGGUAACACACAAAAACAACUGACAAACGCUCCAAAAUCCAAGACAAACCGGGAUAGAGCAAAGGGAAGGUGUUCUUCUGAACUAGCUGUCAGUCUGUUGACUGUUUUUAAACUAACAUAUCGCCUACAGCUAUUGAUCACUAGCCGAGACAGUUGUGCUUUUGAACGAGUCCUGCGUGCAAUAUCGAGUCAAGCGUACCUACCAGUACCCACGGAAACCGUCAUAUACGAAAUAACAACUAAUAUAUUGGUAUACAUACAGGAUAAACAUCUCAUGAGUAUAUAGAGUAGCUAUAGUCAUGCAAAUAAUCUAAAUGUCAAUGGUACAAUGAUGUACUUUUUCAAUGUUUAUUGUUGUGGUCUUUCUAAUGAACUAUUUGGAAUAACUCAGGUUUUAGCCUUUACGAAUAUGUUAGAUAUUCCCUCCUUUAUUCCAGUCAUUUAGGUGGAAAGAAUGUACAUUUUGUCGACCUGCUUAUAUGUGAUUGCUUCUGAGGUUUAGGGUUCUUCACGUUUUGACUUGCAUCUCCUUAUUACAGCGGCGGAAAAAAGUACCGAACACGUCAUGUUUUUUUCCUGGGAAUAAUAUUUCUAAAGGAACUGUUGACUUGGAAUUGAACCAGAUUUUGGUAAAAACCCAAACAAUACAAACAUAAAAAUAAAACAAAACAAAAAAAUCUGAACAAUGAGUUAUGUGUAAUAACAAUGGAAUGAUACAAGGAGAAAGUACUGAACUAUUCAAAUGUAUUUAACACCUUUUAUCAAAAGGCUUUUUAGUGAUGGCGGCUUAAAGAUGCCUCUCAUAAAAUCUUGAUGAUUCUGUGGGUCUUGUCUAUCAAAUCUAAUCUAUUUUUCUAU